Molecule: messenger RNA, 2733 nt
Organism: Fraxinus pennsylvanica
Lineage: Eukaryota; Viridiplantae; Streptophyta; Magnoliopsida; Lamiales; Oleaceae
Source: the annotation of a GenBank genome assembly
AUGCGCUGGUACCGAAGCCGGCGUGGGCGAAGGAGACUCUUCCGUGAACGCAGGCGUCGAGACCUAUUCUUCGCAAUGCUGCUCUGCCUCCUCUCUCUUCUACUCGGCGACCCAUUGGUGACGGCGUCGUUCACAGCUGGGCAAAGAUUGACGGAGAAAGCCAUCGAGAUGAGUACUGGAGCGGGAAAGGCAGUAGGACUGACUGCUCUACAUGCAUCAUCUAAAGAAAUCUCUGUCUGGAUAAACAGAAUUAAUCCUGGAAAAGCUGAUGUCUCUGCAAAUAAUAGUGAUGGUGAAAAUCGAUUGCUAAAAUCUCAAGAAGAUACUAGUUCAGGCAGUAAAGCAAAUGAGGUUUCUCUCCUUCAAAAGAAAAGAAGAAAGAAUUGGAAUCGGUUGAAGGAAAAGAAGAUGGCUCAGAUUUUGCUCCAUGGAACCCUCCAUGCAACUAUUUGUGAGAUUGAUAAGCUACAUAUUGGAUUUUUUCAUAAGGUGUUGGAUGGCAUCGAGGGAGUCGUGGGUUUGAAGAAAAAUGCUGCAGAAUUAUAUGCAACAGUUGAUUUAGAAAAAGCUCGUGUUGGUCGAACAAGAUUGCUAGAACAUGACUCAAACCCACGCUGGUUCGAGCAAUUUCACAUUUACUGCGCUCACAUGGCUUCACAAGUUGUGUUCACUGUAAAAAUUGCCAAUCCAAUUGGGGCAGAACUAAUUGGAAGAGCCUACAUGCCUGCUAAAAAUCUACUUCCUGGUGAAGAAAUCGAUACAUGGCUCGAUAUCCUUAAUGACCAACAUAAACGUAUUCAAGGACAUUCCAAAAUUCAUAUUAAGUUGCAAUUCUUUGAGGUUUUUAGAGAAUGUUGUUGGGGUCGAGGUGUUAAAAGUCCGAAAUAUCCCGGUGUUCCUUUCACAUUCUUUGCUCAAAGAAAUGGAUGCAGAGUUACUCUUUAUCAGGAUGCACAUGUACCGGAUCAUUUCGUACCGAAGAUACCUCUCGCGGGUGGGAAGUUUUACGAGCCACACCGGUGUUGGGAAGACAUUUUCGAUGCGAUCUCUAACGCGAAACAUUUGAUUUACAUAACGGGUUGGUCUGUUUAUACAGAAAUAACCUUGGUGAGGGAUACAAGGAGGCCUAAACCAGGAGGGGAUAUUACUCUUGGAGAACUACUUAAGAAAAAGGCAAAUGAAGGUGUUCGGGUUUUGCUUCUUGUUUGGGACGAUAGGACUUCGGUAAAGCUACUUAAGAAGGACGGAUUAAUGGCUACACACGAUGAAGAGACGGGAAAUUUCUUUCGAGGAACUGAAGUUCAUUGCGUGUUAUGUCCACGCAAUCCAGACGAUGGACGGAGCAUAAUUCAGGACAUAGAAAUCGGCACCAUGUUUACGCAUCACCAAAAAAUUGUUGUGGUGGAUAGUGAAAUGCCUAAUGGGAAUCCAGAAAGGAGGAGGAUUGUGAGUUUUGUAGGGGGAAUUGAUCUUUGUGAUGGGAGAUAUGAUACACAAUUUCAUUCCCUUUUUAGGACUUUGGACACAGCCCAUCAUGAUGAUUUUCAUCAGGCUAAUUUUUCGGGUGCCACUAUUAAGAAAGGCGGUCCGAGGGAGCCCUGGCACGACAUUCACUGUCGAUUGGAAGGGCCUGUUGCUUGGGACGUGUUGUUCAAUUUCGAGCAGAGAUGGAGGAAACAAGGCGGGAAGGACUUGCUUUUGGAAUUACACGAACUUCAAAAGAUUUUAAUUCCGCCUUCUCCGGUUAUGUAUCCUGACGACCACGAGACGUGGAAUGUUCAGUUAUUUCGAUCCAUUGAUGGUGGAGCAGCGUUUGGCUUCCCGGAAGAACCCGAGAAUGCAGCACGAGCCGGCCUAGUAAGCGGGAAGGAUAACAUCAUCGACAGAAGCAUUCAAGAUGCUUAUAUCUAUGCCAUUCGCCGAGCAAAGAAUUUCAUCUACAUCGAAAAUCAGUAUUUUCUGGGAAGCUCAUUCUCAUGGUAUUCGACUGAUAUCAAAGACGAAGAUGUUGGUGCAUUGCACCUAAUUCCAAAGGAACUGUCUUUAAAGAUUGUGAGUAAAAUUGAAGCUGGAGAGAGAUUUACAGUGUACGUUGUGCUUCCAAUGUGGCCAGAGGGAUACCCAGAGACUGCAUCAGUGCAGGCUAUUUUGUGUUGGCAAAAGAAGACUAUGGAAAUGAUGGAAGUAAAAAAGCCUGGAGAAUAUGAACCUUCAGAAAAGCCAGAUGCUGAUACAGAUUAUAGUAGAGCUCAAGAAAAUAGGAGAGGAAUGAUCUAUGUUCAUGCCAAGAUGAUGAUCGUGGACGAUGAAUACAUAAUCAUAGGAUCCGCAAAUAUAAAUCAGAGGUCAAUGGAUGGAGCUAGAGAUUCAGAAAUUGCCAUGGGAGCCUUUCAACCAUAUCAUCUGUCUAAAAGGCAGCCAGCAAGGGGGCAAAUUCAUGGCUUCAGAAUGGCACUUUGGUAUGAACAUUUAGGCAUGCUUGAUAACACUUUCUGUCAUCCACAGAAUUUGGAAUGCAUCACAAAGGUAAAUAAAAUAGCUGAAAAUAAUUGGGAUCUUUUUACGCGUGAAACGUUGGAACGAGACAUGCCUGGCCAUCUGAUGACUUAUCCCAUCGGAGUAGACUCCGAAGGAAAGGUGAACGAGCUGCCAGGGAUGGAGCACUUCCCGGACACCAAGGCUCCAAUUCUUGGCACUUUUGUGGGGUAUUAUCCUUCGAUUCUCACCACUUAA